UGAUGCGACGCACAUUGUUCAUCAAGAAGUAGCAGCAGUUCAUCAAGUUUUUGAAAUACGUAUUCACCGGCGGAGACAGAGCUUCGUGGUUUGCGAUGGCGAACAGGAGAGAGGACGUGGUUUUCGCCCGUGGAGCUGCGCAGAGUGAUGAUUCUGACAUAUGGGAUGACACUGCUCUGAUAAAGGCAUAUGAUAAGGCUGUCGCGACGUUCAAGACUGCACUUAAAGAUGAAAAAGACCCACCGGCCUUCAAGAAAGACCACCCAGGAAAGAAGCGCAAGGGCAACAAAAAUGAUCUCAGCAGGAAAAGGAGUAAUGCACCCCCAGACAAAGAGUGGCAGGUUGGAGACUCUUGCUGUGCAUACUGGUCAGAGGAUGGCCAGCUGUAUGCUGCCACAAUUUGCGGCAUAGACAAGAAGAGGGGCAGUUGUACAGUUUUAUUUACAGACUAUGGCAAUCAGGAGGAGCAAAGCCUUCAAGAUUUGCUCUUGGAAAACUCUGAGGUCGAAGAAGAAACUUGUGUUAAGGUCAAUGAAGCAGAAUCUUCCACAGAGGAGAGCGACCGGUCUACCACACCUCAAUCUCACAGACGGCAAGCACACAACAAGCCCCCAAAAUACAAAUCCCCCAGAGAACCCCCUCCAGUGUUGCCCCCUGGUCUUCCUGGAUUUCCCCUCGGCCCGCCCCCAAUGCCAGGCUUCAAAUCGGGAGGAAGUAAACACUCCAGUGGCCCCGUCCCUCCAGCCUGGCCCCCCAUGAUGCCCUGCGGUCCCCCAAUGAUCCCGCCCCCUCCACCCAUGAGCCCUGACAUGGAGAAUGACGAGGCCCUGGGUGCCAUGCUCAUCUCCUGGUACAUGAGCGGCUACCACACAGGAUACUAUCUGGGGUUGAAACAAGCACAAAAAGAAUCUGCUCCACGCAAGAAGUCCAACCACAAGUAACUGAUGCUGCCGCUUUAGUCCUACACAGAUGGCUCUGUACAAACUGUAUUAUGAAUGUUGGUUUCUUUUUUUGUAUGCUUUGUAAAAAAAAAUGAUAUGUAUAAUAAAGGCUUCCUCA
Molecule: messenger RNA, 1059 nt
Organism: Gadus macrocephalus (Pacific cod)
Lineage: Eukaryota; Metazoa; Chordata; Actinopteri; Gadiformes; Gadidae
Gene: smn1
Product: survival of motor neuron 1, telomeric
Exons: 8
Coding region: 96-941 (281 amino acids)
Biological process (GO): mRNA processing
Cellular component (GO): nucleus; cytoplasm
Molecular function (GO): RNA binding
Source: RefSeq, a predicted model, not a curated record